Molecule: messenger RNA, 744 nt
Organism: Entelurus aequoreus (snake pipefish)
Lineage: Eukaryota; Metazoa; Chordata; Actinopteri; Syngnathiformes; Syngnathidae
Product: deoxyribonuclease-1-like 1
Exons: 5
Coding region: 1-744 (247 amino acids)
Biological process (GO): DNA catabolic process
Cellular component (GO): nucleus
Molecular function (GO): DNA nuclease activity
Source: RefSeq, a predicted model, not a curated record
AUGGGUGAAGACGUCAAGGAAUUUGUCAACGCCUGCUUCGUGUGUGCCCUAAGCAAGGCUUCCCAUCGUCCGCCAGCUGGUCUGCUUCAUCCUCUACCCAUCCCGCCACGACCAUGGUGCCACAUAGUCCUGGACUUUAACACAAGUCUCCCAGUCUCACUGAGGAAUUAUGUUAUUCUCAAUGUGAAUGUAAUGAUCCUUGGUGACUUCAACGCUGAUGAAAAAUGUGUUACUCACAAGGGAAUGAAGGAGCUUCGUAUUCGCAGUGACAAGAACUUCCACUGGCUCAUUGGUGAUGAUGUAGACACGACUUCCAACACAGCGAAUGCACACACCUACAACAGGAUUGUUGUGUAUGGAGAUGACGUGAUGGCAGCCAUUGUGCCACAGUCAGCCAAACCAUUCAAUUUUCACAGAGAGUUUUCAAUGACAGUCGAACUGGCACAGCAAGUCAGUGACCGCUACUCUGUAGAAGUGGAGCUGAGCAGUUCCCUUCCUUUCUGGAUGACAAAUCCCAUCCAAAGGCGUGAUGUGGAACACACACUGCAUGCCACAGUAAAUAAAGCCUUGUCAGUGAAUUUACAGGCUGACCUGUCGACACUGCAGAAGGAAAACCUCCUGCUGGAGAGGGAAAAACUCCAACUUCAAAUCUCUAUAUUAAAACAUUACCUUACCACACUCAGCAGAAAACAACCACAAUCAAACAAGCUUCACAAUCCUGAGAUCUUUUCCCAUUUGCCUUGA